Messenger RNA from Zophobas morio, 2536 nucleotides. RefSeq names its product chitin deacetylase 1 (gene ChLD3). Gene Ontology annotation, cellular component: extracellular region. The record is from RefSeq and is a predicted model, not a curated record. Bases 773 to 2383 code for a protein of 536 amino acids. The transcript has 4 exons. Gene Ontology annotation, biological process: carbohydrate metabolic process. Gene Ontology annotation, molecular function: chitin binding; protein binding. NCBI's taxonomy places the organism in Eukaryota, Metazoa, Arthropoda, Insecta, Coleoptera, Tenebrionidae.
UUAAAUGUUCGAUUUUUGGACUUUUCGAUUUCUCAACUUGGCAACAAUGGCAAUUUUCAGCUCCAAAAGCAGCGUCAGUGGGAACAGCAAGUGCAACGGGAACCUCUGCGUCAACGGCAAGUUUUGACGUUAACCACCGCAACGUAUACAAAACUCACUUGACAUGCACCUUGUAAAACUUUUAUGACUUAAGUGGCUUAAGUCAAACCACCCUUAUAAGUCAAACUGGCUAUUGUAAGCUUUAUGGACCCGAACCGCAAGGAUGAUUACUGUUGCCAUAAUGGAGCUAUAAAGCUUUGAUGGGUAUAUGUGAACUGAGUUAAGUAUAAGUGAUUUUUGUAUACAUUGAUUUGGCGCCCAAAACCAUUUAACAAAAUUUGAAUAGGGAGUUUGCGUUCCACUAAGCUUGCCUAAUUUCAAACUGACGAGGAACUGACUCGAGAUCGUUGAAAUUAAUGACGCUUCAUGUCGACAUUCGCGUUUCUGAUUCCGGGUGAAUUUCAGCGGUUCACCGGCGCCAAAACACAGGCUAUCCGAAAUCCAUACUCGGUAAUUAUUUCGGCGGCAAAUUCGAACGCGUUACGUAAGCUGAUUAUGGGUGUUUGUUUGAAAGUGCAUACAAAGUGAAAUUAAUAUAAAAACGUACGUCGCACUGACACAUUUCCCCACACAUGCCGCUGCUUGUUAUUACCAUAAAGGCGAGAAAGUUGCGAAGAGCCGCAGGAAGACACGUGGUUUGCAGUCUUCGCGGUAGACACUUAACAGUGUAGUGAUGGCCUUCCUGCAGUCCGCACACUCCGCAUUUUUCGCCGCCACCCUGUAUUUUUUAACGCACGUGGCUACAACCACCAGCCAACAAGUCAAAUGCCUCGAAAACGGCCGCUUUUACCGCGACCCAGACCGCCCCCCACACAAAAUCUGGACCUCCACCGAAUGUUCCAAGUACUUCCUGUGUCUAGAAGGAGAAGUUUUCGACUUCAGGUGCUCCACAGGGCUUCUGUUCGACGUCCACAGGCAAAUCUGCGACUUCAAACUCAACGUGGACAAUUGUGACAUAACUUCAGAAACCAUCACCCCUGCAAGCUCACUCAAUAAACCCAAAUGUUCCAAAAACCAACAACCAUGCAGAGAUGGCACCUGUCUUCCGCAAUAUUACUUUUGUGAUGGUUCUGUAGACUGUAUAGAUGGUAGUGACGAACGUCACUGUGACCCGAAUCAUGACCCAAAUCCGGCGUUACCAUGCAAUCAGUCAACCUGUGUGCUACCAAAUUGUUUUUGUUCGUCUGAUGGUACCCAAAUUCCGGGAAAUUUGCUCCCUUCUGAGACUCCACAGAUGAUAACUUUGACUUUUGAUGGUGCUAUCAAUAGUGAUAAUUGGGAGUUGUUUGAUACGAUGUUGUUCAACCACUGGAAGAACCCCAACGGGUGUUCUAUUAGGGCGACUUUCUUUGUGAAUCAUGGACUCAAUAAUUACUACCAUACCCAGAAGUUGUGGAACCAAGGGCACGAAAUUGCUGUCCACUCUAUAACGUACUUUUCCAAAAUCAAAAAAACGAAGAAAUUGUUUGACCCUUUUUUUUACAGACAUCGCGCUCCGGAGGAAUGGUGGUCCCAUAAUGCCACCAUAGAGGAAUGGUUUGACGAAAUGGUAGGUCAAGCUAACAUUAUCAACAAGUUUUCCAAAGUCCGUCUAAGUGACAUAAAAGGGUUAAGAGUCCCAUUUCUACAAGUUGGGUGGAAUCGCCAAUUUUUAAUGAUGAAAGAGUUUGGUUUUGUGUACGACAAUUCCAUUGUGGCCCCAUUCUCAAACCCGCCAUUGUGGCCAUACACUUUGGACCACAAAAUUCCCCACGAGUGUACCAGUUUCAAACAAAAUUGUCCAACGAGGUCAUACCCAGCGGUUUGGGAAAUGGUACUAAAUCAACUUGAAGCUGAUGGUUAUUCGUGCGCGAUGGUGGACUCUUGUCCCAGUAACCUUUCCGGUGAUGACAUUUACAGGAUUUUGAUUCACAAUUUCAAGCGACAUUAUCUCACGAAUCGGGCUCCGUUUGGGCUACAUUUUCAUUCUUCGUGGUUUAAGAAACAAGAGUAUUUGGACGCUUUUCAGGACUUUAUAGCGGAAGUUUCGCAACAACCGGACGUGUGGUUUGUGACCAGCUGGCAGGCCAUUAGUUGGAUGAAGGACCCAACUCCCAUUGGUCGACUAAAUUCGUUUAAAGCAUGGAAUUGCGAUAACGUUUUUGAUCAGAGUGAAGUUGCCUGCGCUGUGCCGAAUAUGUGUAAAGUUCACUCCAGGAUUUUCAACCAGGACAGGUAUUUGUAUACUUGUUUCCAGUGCCCGAAGGUGUUUCCUUGGAUUAGGAACGAAUUCGGUGUGGAUUAGUACAAACAAGAACUGAUUAAAGUUAAGCUCAAAAAAGUACCUUAGUUCAUUUACUGCAUUGUUAGUUUUUAUUCUUUUAUAUUUAUUUAUAUUUUCUAUUGUGAUUAAUUUAAGAUUCAUGUACAAGUAAUAAAUUUUUUUAUUAGUGUUUCA